Messenger RNA from Malassezia japonica, 1359 nucleotides. It is a transcript of the gene TUB4, whose product is annotated as gamma-tubulin. Lineage: Eukaryota; Fungi; Basidiomycota; Malasseziomycetes; Malasseziales; Malasseziaceae. Bases 1 to 1359 code for a protein of 452 amino acids. The record is from RefSeq and is a predicted model, not a curated record. Gene Ontology annotation, molecular function: GTP binding; structural constituent of cytoskeleton. Gene Ontology annotation, biological process: meiotic spindle organization; cytoplasmic microtubule organization; mitotic spindle organization. The transcript is spliced from 6 exons. Gene Ontology annotation, cellular component: spindle pole body; nucleus; gamma-tubulin complex.
AUGCCGCGCGAGAUUAUUACGCUGCAAGUGGGCCAAUGUGGUAACCAGAUUGGCUCACAGUUCUGGGAGCGUUUGUGUGAGGAGCACGGCAUCUCGGAGAAUGGCACGCUGCGCAGCGCGGAGAAGCAGGAGCGUGCAGACGACCGCAAAGACGUGUUCUUUUACCAGGCGGACGACGACCACUAUGUCCCCCGCUCUGUUCUGGUCGACCUCGAGCCGCGGGUCAUUAAUAAUAUCAUGGCGAGCAAGUACCGGCAUCUAUACAACCCCGAAAAUGUGUUCCAGAGCGAGAGUGGCCAAGGCGCCGGAAACAACUGGGCGAAAGGACACACGGCCGGCGAGGCGGCCAAGGAAGAGAUGCUCGAUAUGCUGAACCGCGAGGCGGACGGCAGCGAUAUUCUUGGCGGCUUUUUCAUGCUCCAUUCGAUUGCCGGUGGUACCGGCUCGGGUAUGGGCAGCGCGCUGCUCGAGCUGCUGAGCGACCACUUUGCGAAGCAGGUCGUGCAGACCUACAGCGUCUUCCCGAACUCGGAGGAGUUUUCUGACGUGGUUGUGCAGCCGUACAACUCGGUGCUGACCAUGAAGCGGCUCGUCGACCACGCCGACAGCGUCGUGGUGCUGGACAAUGCGGCGCUGAACCGCAUCGCGACCGACCGCCUGCACUCGCAGGCGCCGACGUACGACCAGACGAACCAGCUGGUGAGCACCGUGAUGGGCGCAUCGACGACCACGCUGCGCUUCCCUAGCUACAUGAACAACGACCUGACCGGCAUCCUCGCGUCGUUGAUCCCCUCCCCCCGCGCGCACUUCCUCACGACCUCGUAUACGCCAUUUACCUCGGAUAAUGUCGAGCGCGGAAAGUCGACGAUGAAGACGUCCGUGCUCGACGUGAUGCGCCGCCUGCUCCAGCCCAAGAACCGCAUGGUGAACAUGGCCGGCGCGAGCAAGGACGCGUGCUACCUGUCCGCGCUGAACAUUAUCCAGGGCGACGUCGAUCCCCGCGACGUGCACAAGAGCCUGCUGCGCAUCCGCGAGCGGAAUCUCGUGCGGUUCGCGCCGUGGGGGCCGGCGAGCAUCCAGGUCGCGCUCGCGCGGCGCAGCCCGUACGUCGAGAGCUCGCACCGCGUGAGCGGCCUGAUGCUCGCAAACCACACCGGCAUCGCCGCGAUGCUCCGGCGGACCACGCGGCAGUACGACAAGAUGAUGAACCGCCGCGCGAUGAUUCACGUCUACGAGCGCGAAGGCAAUUUCCAGAAGGGCCUCCCGGAAUUCGACGAAGCACGCGAAACGGUCGCACAGCUCAUGGACGAAUACGAAGCCGCCGAGAAGGAAAACUACCUCGCAGGGCCCGAUGCGUAG